GGCCACGCCCCCUCCGCGGCCGUAGGGGCUCAGUCCUCAGCCCAGCGAUCCUUAAGUCCAACUUGCUCAGCCCUAGGGGACUCGGGCUUCGUCUCGCCGUCUUUCCAUUCGUCUCUCCACUGGGUGAUCCCAGACUCUCUUCUCCAUGGCGUCGCUUCUGUGCUGUGGGCCCAAACUGGCCGCCUGCGGUAUCGUCCUCAGCGUCUGGGGAGUGAUCAUGUUGAUAAUGCUUGGGAUCUUUUUCAAUGUCCAUUCCGCUGUACUAAUUGAGGACGUCCCCUUCACGGAAAAAGAUUUUGAGAAUGGCCCCAAGAACAUUUACGACCUUUACGAGCAAGUCAGCUACAACUGUUUCAUCGCCGCGGGCUUUUACCUCCUCCUGGGAGGCUUCUCAUUUUGCCAAGUUCGACUCAAUAAGCGCAAGGAAUACAUGGUGCGCUAGAGCAUGGUCGCGUUUUCCCUCUGCAGUCCCUUCCUCUAUUUAAAGACUCCCCGCCCUCACUUUCCUACCCCCAACUCUGGGACCCUCCGCGGGACUGGGGUUCCCUGGCGAGAGACUGAAUCCUUAUUCUCCAAUCUGACACCGACCCCUGGAGGGAAGCUGGGGCCUUGUGCGGUACCACAAUAAAGAGAUACGCUCUCUUAA
This is a messenger RNA of Condylura cristata (star-nosed mole), 646 nucleotides long. RefSeq names its product ribonuclease, RNase K (gene RNASEK). The transcript has 3 exons. Gene Ontology annotation, molecular function: RNA endonuclease activity. The record is from RefSeq and is a predicted model, not a curated record. Bases 146 to 442 code for a protein of 98 amino acids. NCBI's taxonomy places the organism in Eukaryota, Metazoa, Chordata, Mammalia, Eulipotyphla, Talpidae.